UCCAUUUUUAAAGUUCUGUUUCGUCAUUGUUUUCUUUGUCGUAUGAACAGAAUAUUUAGAGAGGUAUUCAAUAAAAACUAUACAUAAAUUGCAUUUGAGCUUUAAUUUAACAGUGAAAAAGCUCCGCGUGUGAAAGUUUUUAAACAACGGCGUCUUGACUUUAGCACCUGUUUGAAUUACGAAGGAGGCUCCUACACAGAAAUUCUUAUGCCUUCGGGAGCUGUGAGAUAACAAAUGAUGAAACAAUGACGCCAUGAUGUUAGGUGGGCCAUGGAGGCAUCAAACCCCCCGCGCGGGGUAGGUCUGCGCGACGUUGCCGCUCCGCCCCGCGGCCGCUUGCAGCGCUCGCUCGCGCCGCUCCGCCAUACCGCGUGGUACCUCCGACCGAGCGUCCGUGUCCGACCCGCGUUCGCUCCGCGUCGCCUUCUCAAACAAACUUACAAACUCACUUUCCGCCGCCGGAAACCUGUUUCGUCUACAAAAACCUCCUAUUACCACACAACCACCACAUAAUAUUCACUCCCGACUCCAUUAAUAAAUUCCAUCGUACUUUUAAGUGAACUUUAACGCAUUUACGUGCGCCAAGUUUGAAAACUUAUAAAGUUUGUUUUUAAAGUUGACGAUUGGCUGCGGUGUGCAUGUGUAAGCUGUAAAGUCAUGGCUGGACGUAGUUCUCACUAAACCGGUACCACGCCAGGAUUUCGCACUCAAAAAUGUGGGCGGUGGAAUAAUCCGAUUAAAUGUUUAGGAGAGGGAAUAAGACUCGGUAUUUUCGCGUGGUGCUAAAGGCAAGGUCCUGGAAACGAGUCCCGAUGAAGCUGCUCAAGUGGGGCAGGAAGAUGCCGUCUACGAAACAAUACAACCUGGUGCCCAACGAUGAAUACGAUACUAGGAUCCCGUUGCAUCCCGAUGAAGCCUUCGCCUAUGGGAUUACUUUCCAAGCUAAGUACAUCGGGACUAUGGAUGUGCCGCGUCCGACUAGCCGCGUUGAGAUCGUCGCUGCCAUGCGUCGCGUUCGUUACGAGUUUAAGGCGCGAGGUGUGAAGAAACGCAAGGUGACUGUAGACGUGUCGACUGAUGGAGUCCGAGUCACUACCAGGACCAAAAUAACAAGUCGAAAGACCAAGGUCAAGAAGUUGUUUCAGAAAAGCUCCGGAUCUAAGCUCUUUGGGCGUGGAAGCAAAGCCAGUGGCUCCCACGAGGGCACAGAGAUAAUGCAUCACCCUAUCUACCGUAUUUUCUACGUGUCCCACGAUAGUUCUGAUCUCAAGAUUUUCUCGUACAUCGCAAGAGAUGGCGCCACCAACGUUUUUAAGUGCAACGUCUUCAAGAGCAACCGCAAGAGCCAGGCGAUGAGGAUUGUGCGCACCGUGGGCCAAGCAUUCGAGGUGUGCCAUAAGAUGCAGAGCAACGGCCCAGACCAACCCGCGCCGUCGACAUCGUCCGCGCCAGACCAGCCCGUGCCCAGUUGCAGCGACACCGCCGCUUCCAAAGAAGCAGCUUCUGAUUGCGGUGCCUCCGGUGUGUCCGGGGCGUCCGAGGCAGCUGCGUCUACUACCAAGGUAGUUGUGGAGCAUGUACCCACGGCCAGUCGCGAGGAGAGACCUAAGCACUUGGACCUGCUGCCGCCUCCGCCGAGGAAGGAAGGCAAACGAUCGACGCAGCGUCCUCCAGUGGCACCGACUAUCCAACUUCCCGAUCUGCCAGAAUGUGUGACCAAAGUGGAUUUGGCCACGGGUGGCGAGGAAGCGAGCGAUGCGACGCCGCUAAGCUCGCAACACCAGCUGCAACUGUUGCGAGAACGUCUGGAGCAACAGGCGCAACAGACUCGCGCCGCGGUCGCGCAGCUGUUACUGCUACGUGAUCAGCUGGCCGCCGAGCAGGCCGCACGUUGCGAGGCGCAGGCUCGUACUCAUCAACUGUUGGUUCACAACAAAGAGUUGCUUGAGCACAUUGCUGCUCUAGUAUCACACUUGCAAGACCGAGAACGGGGAUCCUCUCGGCCAAUCAGCGCUCAGCAGUUGACUCUCUUGCCCCAGCCCAAAACGGAGAGCGCUAUCAACGAAGCCUUCAAACCAGAUAACAAGCCCAUGUGCAAUGGCAACCGGUCGCCGACUAACACUGAAGUACUCAUCAAUCUGAUCUCCCAGAACACCAAAACCAAUAAGAACGUGGAGAACAAUAAUUUGUCCUUCUCGCCAUUCUGUACCUCACCCGUACAAGAGACAGCCAAGGAGGCAAGCUCUGCCCCGUGCUUCGGCGGCAUGUCUAAUGAUCAGAUCCAAAACUACUUGAUUACCAAAUUCCAAAAUAUGGGUGGUUUCCCAAAUGGCAACAGCAACAGCAAUGGCAACGAGCAAAAGUCAAGCAACAUUAACUACAACCAGCAAUUCUUCCAGAAUUGCAAUGCUUUUCCAACUAUUCCGCCGCUCACCAACCACUACAGCAACUCUGACCUGGCGAGCUUGCUGAACCACAAGGUUUACAAGGAUAUGUGCAGCUCCACCGAUGAUUUCGGAGAUUUGGCCCAGGCCAUGAGCGUCGGCCAAUCUGAGAACUCGCUCUACAGCAACAGUCAGCCGACUACUUCAAAAGAUUCCAGCCCCGAUGGCUCCAGCUCUGACGAAGGAGCCCCGUUCAUUAUGCCACUUUCGCACAACGGCACUCUGACCGCCACCGGAGAGGACGGUCGCGUACGGUUGAUAGUACCGGUGAGCCCAUCUGAGAGUACCUCAGAUGUUGUAGAGGCAAAGGCUGAGGAAGCUCAAGGAGCUUCCGGACACACAUUGCGAGUGCCUGGCCAGGAGGCGGCCAGGGCUGGCACGCUGCUGGCGCCCGCCGCGCCCAUCACACGCACCACCAGCGAGAAAGUGCCCAACCGCAGCGAGAUGAUGACGGCCCUGCGCUCGCAGUGGACCCGCCACACCACCAAGUAAACUCGCGACAACCUAAAUCCAAAUAAUUUGAGUCAAGUUACCUAAAACCUUAUGUAUAUUUAGACGUAUCUUCUAUAAAGUAUCUAACUUUCGUCAUAUUUUGUACAAAGAGCGUAGGUAUAUUUUAAUAUAUUGUACUCUAUUGUUUUUAUAUUUUGUUAAGAGUAGAUAGUAUUCUCAUUUGAAGAUUGAGACUAACGAUGGUGCCAAACUUUUGCCACAACUACGUGAAUGGCGUUAAACGGAAGAGGGUUAGGGUUGAGAUUUAUUUACAUAUCAUGUUCUCCUAUCUAAGUCCAACGUCAUUGGUUUUGUAAACCCAUAUGUAUCUAUACAUAUCCUUUUUCAUAUCGCCAAUAAAAUAGGUUUUAGGUUUAUGAGCAUGUUGUUAAAGUAUGAAGUGCAAGCUCGCUGAUAUUUAUGCUUUCGAUGAGCA
Messenger RNA from Trichoplusia ni (cabbage looper), 3372 nucleotides. Its product is annotated as carboxyl-terminal PDZ ligand of neuronal nitric oxide synthase protein. The transcript is spliced from 10 exons. Gene Ontology annotation, molecular function: nitric-oxide synthase binding. Bases 741 to 2936 code for a protein of 731 amino acids. The record is from RefSeq and is a predicted model, not a curated record. NCBI's taxonomy places the organism in Eukaryota, Metazoa, Arthropoda, Insecta, Lepidoptera, Noctuidae.